Messenger RNA from Aspergillus viridinutans, 1869 nucleotides. Its product is annotated as telomere-binding alpha subunit central domain protein. Bases 1 to 1869 code for a protein of 622 amino acids. The record is from RefSeq and is a predicted model, not a curated record. The transcript is spliced from 4 exons. Gene Ontology annotation, molecular function: telomerase inhibitor activity; G-rich strand telomeric DNA binding. Gene Ontology annotation, biological process: regulation of telomere maintenance via telomerase; telomere capping. Lineage: Eukaryota; Fungi; Ascomycota; Eurotiomycetes; Eurotiales; Aspergillaceae. Gene Ontology annotation, cellular component: nuclear telomere cap complex; chromosome, telomeric region.
AUGGCCAGCAAGUCGGCUGCUCCCCACGUCAAAAUACCUACUGCCCUGUCCUCUUCGGGGCUUGUAAGUGUGAUUGGGGUGGUGGUGGAUGUCUUCGAGGGAGCCUUCCAGUCAAGUCGCUCCUGGUGUAUCACAUUCACCCUCAAAGACACUGACUUCGGCAACGGACACGUCUGGGAUGGGCUGAAGAUCAAGUACUUCAAAGCUAAUCAAAGUCAACUCCCGCCUGUCCGAGUGCAUGAUGUUAUCCUAUUACGCAACAUCACUAUAAGAAAAUUUAACGGAAGACCUCUAGGUGUCGCACCUGAUGAGACUACUGUCCCGUGGGCAAUAUUCCGUCCAGAGCCAGGCUUCGUGGACAUUUCUCCCAUCUGUGGUCCGUUUGCUUUCGAGCCGUCAUAUUCGGAGAAGUCGUACGCAUUGUCUUUGAUAGACAAGAGCUCUAACUUCAAAUCCUUCCGCAACGCUUCAAAAGAGAAAACUGCUCCUCCAACUCUACGUUCAGUGAAAUCUGUAGUCUCUGCACCCCAGUCAAAUGCCAAUCGAAGGUUUUCCCUCAUCAAAGAUGUCGAAGAAAGAACAUUCGUGGAUCUCACCGGUGAAGUAGUCAAGAUUUUUACCAAUGAUAGCGAGAAGGUCGCUCUUUAUCUUACUGACUACACCACGAACGAAGGGCUUCACAACUACACCAUUGACGCCAACAAUGCUCGUGAAGGAGAUGAGUAUGCUUACCUACCGCGCUCCAAGAAACAAUGGCAAGGUCCUGCUGGUCGCAUGACUCUCCAAAUAACUCUCUGGGAUCCACAUGCCUCCUUUGCCCGAGAACAUCUCAAGGAGGGCAGCAUUGUUCGAUUGAGAAAUGUCCAUAUUAAGCGAAGUCGCAUAGAAGGGACUCCAUUGGAAGCGGCUAUGCACUGCGAUCGUCAGAACCCCGAUGAAAUGAACAUCCGUUUGAUCGACGCUGAGAACGAUGAGCGCGGCCGAGAGUUGUUACGCCGCAGAAAGAGUUAUUGGGAGAGCGAUCCGCGAAAGCGGAAAGCUGAAGAGAUGGAGGAGACGUCUUCCAGUCGCAGCAAGUCCCAGAAAAGCCAAAACAAGACAGCGAGAGCGAAAAUAGAAGAAGGUCAAACCUCGCUCUCGUUGUCUAAAAAAUACGAAAUCAAUAAGACUAUUCAGGCAUCAAACCCAUCCGUCAGAUGCACGAAUCUUGCGGACAUCUUAGACGGCGAGUUUCACGAAAAUAUCUCGCCUAACCAGAUUGAAUAUCGCGUUCCUUUUCAAAAUGUCUGCUAUCGUGCCACUGUUCGCGUGGUUGACUUUUUCCCUCCAAAACUAGAGGAUUUCGCCGUUCCAGAUGAGUGGGAUCAUAAGCCGCGUCCUGACGCCGAGAUGGAUGAAACACACAACUCCCACCACAGCUCCAACAGUCCAGGUCGUUCGAUUAGAUGGCAAUGGCGGUUCUGCCUUUUGGUUGAAAAUGUACCGCCUCAUCCACACGGGAAGUCCAGAGAGCGAAUGAAGCUAUUUGUUUCUGGAGCUGAUGCUGAGUAUCUGCUCAAGCUUGACGCCGCCGAUUUGCGGAAAAAUCUUUCCAAAUUAGGUCGGCUAAGAGAAACGCUGGUCCACCUUUGGGGUAAUCUCGAGGAACGUAAACAGAAAGCUGCUAGCAAGGAUGGCUCGAAUUCUCAAGCUCUGGGUCCAGUUUCCUCACUCCCGUUUACUUGCUGUAUCAAGGAAUACGGAGUCAGAUGUAGUCAUGAGAAGGCCACAGAUGCUGGUGAGAUGGACGACGGCACUGGCUGUAGUCACGAGACCUGCUUUGGCUGGGAAAGACGAUUCGCCAUGUUCAAUACAACUAUCCAUGCCUAG